AGCAUUUUUGGAUCUGUGGUACCAUGUCGUUCAUGAAAGGUGAUUUGCUAAGUAGAACUAGAAGGCUUGUCAAAGGUUUAGCCAAAGCUGAACCUGUAUGGCUCAAAGCAAUGGAGCAGGCUCCACCUGCAACAUUUCCUCGUGCCGAGAACAAAUUGCUACCCAUCAGUUUACCUGAGGAUGUCUACAUCAAGAAGUUCUUCCAAAAGUACCCAGAGUCGAAACACGAGGAUGCUAUUAAAAUUUCUGGAUUUGACCCUCCUCCAGCCCGAAUUUACGGGUGGCGAGUGCUCGAGUUAAAGGAGCAGGGGGUCAGUGAAGAGGAAGCUGUGGCUGUUGCUGAUAUGGAAUAUCGUGUAGAAAAGAAAGCGAAAAAGAAAGCAUAUUCUCGAUUGAAGCAGAUUGCUCGACUUCAGGGGAAGAAACCACCUCCUAAUCCAUAUCCAAGUGCUAUCAAGGAGAUACAAGCUGAAGAAAGGAAGUAUGUGCGUGAUCGUUUCUAUAACCGAGAUAUUCUUAAAAUUGUGGAGAAACUGAAAGAGGAGAGGCAAGCAGAGAUGCAAGACAGAAGAGGUGGAGGUGGCUGGUAAACGUCCAUGGUCUUUUUCCAAUAGUUUUUCUUUUUGCUUUUUGCCCAAGUUGGUAUACUUGGUAAUGUUAUGAUACUCUUUGUCAAAGUGGUUAUACUUGAUAAUGUUAUGAUACCCUUUCCUCAAGUACUAGAAAAGCGUUUCACUGCUGGUUUAUGUAGUAGACUUGGAGUUCAUAUUCCAAUUAAAUUUGGAAAAUAAGUGAGUAAUAUCUCUUGCC
Molecule: messenger RNA, 810 nt
Organism: Solanum tuberosum (potato)
Lineage: Eukaryota; Viridiplantae; Streptophyta; Magnoliopsida; Solanales; Solanaceae
Source: RefSeq, marked predicted